UCCCAACCACAAGGAGGAACACUGGGAUAGGCACCGUGGCGUGGUGAUACAAGGAAGCGAACUCCAGCAGUACAACAAACGUAUCGAAGUGCAGGAGUGUGUGAGAGAGAGAGAAUAGUUCGAAGACUACACUAAAUGGGGACGCGAAAUGGCAUCUUCAACCAACGAGAGGAGGGCAUUUGCUCACAAAAUUAAUCGGACGGUGGCUGCAGAGGUCAGGAAGCAGGUAUCCAGAGAGUACGGCUCCCCUCAGCUGUCCAAGAAACGAGGAGCACACCAACCUGUGCCGCUGACAGAGGUGGUGGAGCCUGUGGACUAUGAGGAGUAUGUGAGUAGCCACGCCCCUGGGGCGGAGCCUGGCCCCCUCAGACAGCUGAUGGAGUUCCCCCCAGAUGACCUGGAGCUCCUCCUGCAGGACAGAGAGUGUACUACACUGGAGCCCCCUCUGCCCGAGGAGGACACCUUUGACCCAAGAGUGAGAGAUGCCUUGGGUGUCUACACAGAUGACUGGUUGAUCAUUCAGAGGAAGUAUCAGCGUUACAGUACAACCCACACCCCCCACAACUCUGAGCGCCAGAGGGAGAGGCAGCGAGGGCUGGUUAAGCAGACCUUUGAACUGGACGAGGCUGCGGCCACUGACCGCCAGGAUGACCAGGACGAUGCUAAGCGGCGGUCAGUCUCUCUGGAUGACACGCCCCGGGGUAGCUGGGCCUCCAGUAUUUUUGACCUGAAGAACUCGUCGCCGGACGCCCUGCUGCCCUCGGUGCUAGAGCGCACAGCUGCUGAGGACAUGGACCGCCGCAACGCUGAGGCCCGUCUGCAGGGGCGCCACUCUGACCUGCUGGGGCUCUUCCCUCCUCCCGACGAGGAUGAGGCUGUGGAGAGAUGUUCUAUCCCAGAGGUCCCCAAAGAACACUGUGGUCAGAGGAUCAUGGUCAAGUGUCUGUCCCUCAAAUUUGAAAUAGAAAUUGAGCCAAUAUUUGGGACCCUCGCUCUCUAUGAUGUCAAGGAAAAGAAAAAGAUCUCAGAGGACUUCCACUUUGAUCUGAACUCAGAUCAGAUGAAGGGUUUGCUGCGCCCCCACACGCCCCACACAGCCAUCUCCACCUUGGCCCGCUCAGCCAUCUUCUCCAUCACGUACCCGUCUGCAGACAUCUUCCUCGUCAUCAAGCUGGAGAAAGUCCUUCAGCAGGGAGACAUAGGGGAAUCCUGUGAACCCUACAUGGUCAUGAAAGAGUCGGACUCAUCAAAGCACAAGGAGAAGCUGGAGAAGCUGCGUCAGCAGGCGGAGACGUCGUGUAGCAGGCUGGGGAGGUACAGGAUGCCCUUCGCCUGGACGGCCAUCCACCUGGUCAACAUCGUCAGCAGUGUGGGGGGGCUGGAGCGCUCCGACCCCGACUCUGACUCUGAGCGGAAAGGCCAUGGAACAUGGAACGAGAGAAAGAAGAAAGGGUUUGAGCGGAUGAGUGUAGGAGAGGACAUGUGUAACUUUGCCACCUUCCGUCCAGCCACUCUCACAGUCACCAACUUCUUCAAACAGGAGGGGGACAGGCUGAGUGAUGAAGACCUCUACAAGUUUCUGGCAGACAUGCGCAGACCGUCCUCUGUCCUACGCAGACUGAGACCUGUCACAGCCCAGCUGAAGAUAGACAUCUCUCCUGCCCCAGACUCUCCUCACUACUGCCUGUCUCCUGAGCUGCUCCAUGUCAAGCCCUACCCUGACCUGAGGGUGCGCCCCACCAAGGAGGUGCUGGAGUUCCCUGCCCGCUACGUCUACACCCCUCACACCACCUACAGGAACCUGCUGUAUAUCUACCCCCAGAGCCUGAACUUCAGCAGUCGGCAGGGCUCAGUCAGGAACAUUGCUGUCAAGGUGCAGUUCAUGGCAGGAGAGGAUCCCAGUCUGGCCAUGCCGGUGAUCUUUGGGAAAUCCAGCUGUGCUGAGUUCUUUACAGAGACUUAUUCACCCGUCAUCUACCAUGACAAGUCCCCAGAGUUCUAUGAGGAGGUGAAGAUGAAGAUUCCAGCCAACCUGACAGACAACCACCACCUCCUGUUCACCUUCUACCACAUCAGCUGUCAGCCCAAACAGAACACGCCCCUGGAGACCCCCGUGGGAUACACCUGGAUUCCUCUGAUGCAACAUGGCCGCCUACGGACCGGUUCCUUCAGUCUGCCCGUCUCUGUGGAGAAACCACCACCCAGCUACUCCGUCCUCACCCCUGACGUGCAGCUUCCGGGCAUGAAGUGGGUGGAUAAUCACAAGCAGGUGUUCAAUGUGGAGGUGACAGCUGCCUCCUCAGUUCACACUCAGGACCCCCACCUGGAUAAGUUCUUCACCCUGUGUUACGUCCUGGAGGAGUACUCAUUCCCGUUCCGUCUGAAGGACUGUAUCAUCAGUGAGGCCAACGUGGAGGUUGAGCUGAAGGCCAGCAUGACCGGCCUGCGGGGGGCGCUACUCGACACCUGCGUCCGCUUCCUCCACCAGCUGCUCUCCAAACUCAUCCUGCUCAUCGUCCACCCGCCCGUCAUCGCAGGACAGAUCGUGAACCUGGGCCGUGCAGCGUUCGAGGCCAUGUCCCUGCUGGUCAACCAGAUUCAUAAGAACCUGGAGGGGAACCAGGACCAACAUGGCAGGAACAACCUGCUGGCCUCCUACAUCCACUACUGCUUCCACCUGCCCACUGCUGAGCCUGUCAUGCCCCCUACUGGGGGUGCCACCCCGGCCUACGAGCUGCCCAUCCAGUACGCCACAUUGUCCAGGGCAACGGCCCGCCCCAGCACCCUUCACCUGGCCCGCUCCAAGAGCAUCAGUAACUCCAAUCCUGACCUGGCCAGCACCCCCACGUCACCUGACGAGGAGGUGCAGAGGAUCAUCGCCAGCAAGGGGAUAGAUCGCUCCCACUCCUGGGUAAACUCUGCUUAUGCCCCCGGGGGCUCCAGAGCUGUGCUACGCCGGAACCCCAACUUCACCUGUGAGCUCAAGCAGCUGCUCCAUGAGGAGCUGGCACUACAGUGGGUGGUGAGCACCAGCACAGUGAGGGAGGCAGCACUGCAACAGGCCUGGUUCUUCUUCCAGCUCAUGACGAAGAGUAUGUCCCACCACCUGUUCCUGUCCUCCCGGAUAGACCUUCCCAGACGCCAGCGCUUCCCAGACCGCUUUGUGGAUGACAUCGCUGCUCUAGUGGGGGCUAUCAGUGCUGAUGUAGCAGGGCGAUACCACAAGGAUUUGGAGCUUGUGGAGAGGUUGAACAGCAGUCUGGCCUUCUUCCUGAAUGACCUGCUGUCUCUCAUGGACCGUGGCUUCGUCUUCAACCUCAUCCGCUCCUACUACAAACAGAUUGCCAACAAGUUCCACACAGCCCAGAACCCCAGCUCUCUGACUGCUCUGAGAAUGGACUUCACCCGCAUUGUGUGCAGCCAUGAGCACUAUGUCACCCUCAACCUACCCUGCUCCACCCUCAGCCCCCCCGCCUCGCCCUCCCCCUCCACCUCCUCCACCACCUCCCAGGGUUCAGCGUUCUCCAGUAUGCACCAGGACCAAGGUGUGGCCAGUAUGUUUGAGCUCUCCGUCCCCUUCAGACAGCAACACUUCCUGUCUGGCCUGCUGCUGACUGAACUAUCCCUCAUCCUGGAGCCUGAUGGGGAGGGGGUGUUUUUCCUGCAUAAGAAGGCCAUCAGUGCAGUCCACUCUCUGAUGUGCAGUCACGAUGCGGACCCUCGCUACACGGACCCCCAGGUGCGAGCCCACAUCGCCCAGCUCUACCUGCCCCUCAUCCCCAUCGUCAUGGACACCCUGCCCCAGCUUCAUGACUUCACAGACGCUUCUCAAGCCCGGGGCCGCCACGCCCCCGCCAUGCAAGACGAUGGGGACCCAGACAACGGAACCAUUAGUCAGUCUGUCGCCAUGGCGAUCGCUGGCUCCCCGCUGCCGCAUGCCAAAGCCCCCAACUUCACCAUGCCCACGGUGGCUGGUCGUCAGUGCAGCUCUCUGUCGGCAGAGUGCAGUAGGACUCUGCUGGUGUCUUUCCUGUGGGUUCUGAAGAACGCAGACGCUGCGCUGCUGGAGAGCUGGGUGUCAGACCUCUCUGUGCUGCAGAUCAACAAGCUGCUAGACCUGCUGCACCUCUCGGUGUCCUGCUUCGAGUACAAGGGGAAGAAGGCUCUGGAGCGUAUCAACAGCCUGACGUUUAAGAAGUCUCAGGACAUGAAGGCCCGUCUAGAGGAGGCCAUACUGGGAACCAUCGGAGCCCGACAGGAGAUGGUCCGUCGCUGCAGAGAGCGGAGUCCAUAUGGCAAUGAGAAUGUCAGAUGGCGGAAGAACGUCACUCACUGGAGACAGAACACAGACCGAGUCGACAAAACUAAGGCGGAGACGGAGCAGGAGUCCGUGGUGGAUGGAAACCUGGCCACUGAAGCCUCUCUGGUCGUCCUGGAUACGCUGGAGAUCAUAGUUAAGACGGUGCUGGUGUCAGAGCUGAAGGAGAGUGUUUUGGGCGGGGUGUUGAGAGUCCUCCUCCACAGCAUGGCAGGGAGUCAGAGUGCCCUCUUUCUGCAGCACUGCUUCACUACACAGAGGGGACUGGUCUUCAAGUUCCCAGAGAUGCUGUUUGAGGAGGACACAGAGCUGUGUGCUGACCUGUGUCUUCGUCUGCUCCGCCACUGCAGCAGCAGUGUGGGCUCUGUCCGGAGUCAGGCCUCCGCCUCCCUCUACCUGCUGAUGAGGCAGAACUUUGAGAUCGGCAACAACUUUGCCCGGGUGAAGAUGCAGGUCACCAUGUCCCUGUCCUCCCUGGUGGGGACAUCUCAGAACUUCAACGAGGAGCACCUCCGACGUUCUAAAACCAUCCUGACCUACGCAGAGGAGGACCUGGAGCUACGGGACUCCCCGUUCCCAGAACAGGUCCAGGAUCUGGUCUUCAAUCUGCACAUGAUUCUGACUGACACAGUCAAGAUGAAGGAGCACCAGCAGGACCCUGAGAUGCUCAUUGAUCUCAUGUACAGGAUUGCUAAGGGAUACCAGAACUCCCCUGACCUGCGCCUGACGUGGCUACAGAACAUGGCGGGGAAGCACUCGGAGAGAGGGAACCACGCGGAGGCAGCCCACUGCCUGGUGCACAGCGCCGCCCUGGUGGCAGAGUACCUCAACAUGCUGGAGGACUGCCGCUACCUGCCCAUUGGCUGUGUCACCUUCCAGCACAUCUCGUCUAAUGUUCUGGAGGAGUCAGCGGUGUCUGAUGACAUCCUGUCCCCAGAGGAGGAGGGUAUCUGUGCGGGGAAGUACUUCAGCGAGGUGGGGCUGGUGGGGCUGCUGGAGCAAGCUGCAACCUCCUUCCACAUGGCUUCCAUGUAUGAGGCCAUCAACGAGGUGUAUAAGAUCCUACUCCCGGUCCACGAGGCCAACAGAGACUUCAAGAAGCUGGCUACUGUCCAUGGAAAGUUGCAGGACACCUUUAACAAAAUCUACAACCAGAGUUCUGGAUGGGAGAGGAUGUUUGGGACCUACUUCCGGGUGGGCUUCUACGGCUGUCGCUUUGGGGACCUGGAUGAGCAGGAGUUUGUGUACAAGGAGCCCUCUAUCACCAAGCUGGCUGAGAUCUCCUACAGACUAGAGGAGUUCUAUGCUGAGCGGUUUGGAGAUGAUGUGGUGGAGAUUAUCAAGGACUCCAACCAUGUGGACAAGAACAAGCUGGACCCCAAUAAGGCCUACCUCCAGAUCACCUACGUGGAGCCCUUCUUCGACACCUACGAGCUGAAGGAGAGGAUCACCUACUUCGACAAGAACUACAACCUGCGCACCUUCAUGUACUGCACCCCCUUCACCCUAGACGGGCGCGCCCACGGCGACCUGCACGAGCAGUACAAACGCAAGUCCAUCCUCACCACAUCCCACGCUUUCCCCUACAUCAAGACACGCAUCAACGUCAUCCACAAAGAGGAGAUCAUCCUGGUGCCCAUGGAGGUGGCUAUAGAGGACAUGCAGAAGAAGACCCAGGAGCUGGCCUUUGCUACCCACCAGGAGCCUGCCGACGCCAAGAUGCUGCAGAUGGUGCUGCAGGGCUCCGUGGGCACCACUGUCAACCAGGGCCCUCUGGAGGUGGCCCAGGUCUUUCUCUCGGACAUUCCUGAUGACCCCAAGCUGUACCGUCAUCACAACAAACUACGCCUCUGCUUUAAAGACUUCACUAAGAGGUGUGAGGAUGCCCUGAGGAAGAACAAGACUCUGAUUGGUCCAGACCAGAAAGAGUACCACAAGGAAAUGGAGAGGAACUACAAUAAGCUGAAAGAGUCUCUGGGACCUCUCAUCACCCGCAAGAUCCCCCAGCUCUACAGGACACAGCCGGCUGUGGGGCUUCAGUCUGCUACACAAAGAAAUUCCUUCAGUAGGUCCAGUCUCCGCAGGGGGGACUGUUGAAGCACAGCAGACCUCGUCAACAGAGAAGAAACCGAGAGCUUGAGACAUACUUUUGAUUUCAACUGGUCUGUCUCCCCCACCCCUUCACACACCAACAGUCUAUCCUCAACACUCACACCAUCCUUCUCCAUCUCUCUAGCUUGUUAUUCCAACCCCCCCCCCCCCAUACCAUCUCUCUCCCGCCUCACUCACUCAUUUCUUGUCGUCCUCUCCUGCUCUGCUCUACCUCCCCCAUUCUCUCUGUCUCUCACACUCUUAUAGGAAAAGCUCCCUCUGUUUAUACUGGAAGUUUAUCUGCACUGUAAACAGUCAUUUGGACCAUCUCUCUCUUUCUCCUGGGCAUUUACAUAGACCAGCUUUCAGGAGGAGUCUCUCUGCAUUGAGGAGGAGCCAGAAUGAUGCCUCUCCCUCACUGUUCAUUUCCGCUCAGUUUAAUUGUAGCUUUUCCUGAACUGGAGAAUCCAAAACCGCUCCUAGGCGCUUCCCUAAUUGUGUGUUUGUUUUGGACCACGUUUGAAUGUGUGCGCUUGGAAGUUUGUGUUUGAGUGUGUGUCUUGCCCCGACUGCACAGGAUAUAGGCUUCUUUCAAUUUGCUUGUGUGUGUGUGAUGUUUGCUGUGGAAGGGCCUGGGUGGUUACACUGUGUGGUUUAGCAGGCCUGUUCCCUGUGUUUCGUGGCCUUAGUGAAUUUGUGUGUGAUUAUUUUGGUGGGGGACCAGUUGCUGCCAGACGUAGUCAUUAAAUGUUCCCAGGGAAGUCGUUCUGUAACCAACUAUCCUCAUACCAAAUAACUGACAUUCUUUCACUCCUGACUUCUCUCUUUCAUACACCCUGUAUCAGGACAGGAAUUCAUUAUGAAGAAGUAUGACAUUUUGAUCAUUAGAGGCCCAUCUGCUCUAGAAGGACAUACAAUGGACACAUUGUAGGUUGGAGAGAUGUGGCUUUAGGAAGAGAGGGAGCCUUACAAAUAGUCUCUGACACUGUGAAAUGUUAUUUUUCCUGCACUGACCAAAAACACUGUCGCAUCACUGAUGUUCACAUGAUAAGCACUGCCAGACAGGCAGUGACAUUCACUCUCUCCCCCCUCUCACUCUGUGCUGACAAACACUUCACAUGUUCUGGAAUUAAUCUUCAACCCUGUGGUUGGUGGAAACAUGUAAUGUAGGUAUUUUUAACUACUGUAUUGGACUGUCUCCUUUAUUGUAUUGCACUAUACUGUAUUCACACUGCCGCACCUACGUACCAACGUCUGUAACUACUGUAUUUCCUCUGUUUAUUGUAUUUUCACGAGGCUUGUCUAAAACUGCAUUUUUAUCAGUCAGGAAAAGAACUACUCUUUUUUUUAUUUAUUCACUUUUUUUGUUUUGUACUGCUCUGUAUUAAAAUGUUAUUUCAAUAUUAACAGUA
Molecule: messenger RNA, 7821 nt
Organism: Oncorhynchus masou masou (cherry salmon)
Lineage: Eukaryota; Metazoa; Chordata; Actinopteri; Salmoniformes; Salmonidae
Product: dedicator of cytokinesis protein 7-like
Biological process (GO): small GTPase-mediated signal transduction; positive regulation of GTPase activity
Cellular component (GO): cytosol
Molecular function (GO): guanyl-nucleotide exchange factor activity
Source: RefSeq, a predicted model, not a curated record